Electrophorus electricus (electric eel) is the source of this 916-nucleotide messenger RNA. RefSeq names its product cytidine deaminase-like. Gene Ontology annotation, cellular component: cytosol. Gene Ontology annotation, molecular function: cytidine deaminase activity; zinc ion binding. Lineage: Eukaryota; Metazoa; Chordata; Actinopteri; Gymnotiformes; Gymnotidae. The record is from RefSeq and is a predicted model, not a curated record.
GAUUGGCUACAUGUUAACUCAAGGAACGUCUAAUUGGCUGCAGAGUGAAGGGCAAUGAGCCAAGUUGCGGUAAGAUGCCACGCACACAUGCACAACAAAGUAAAAUGGCAGACUCUAAAGUAAAACAGGAACUGCUGGAUGCUACAACGACGAGUCUGAAGAGUAACUGCUCCGAGAUAAGCACGCUGAUUCGACAGGCUCUGGAAGCUAAGAAAUUCGCCUACUGUCCCUACAGCAAGUUUAGAGUGGGGGCUGCCCUCAUAACACACGAUGGGACAGUGUUCACAGGUUGCAAUGUUGAAAAUGCCUGUUACAACCUGGGAAUCUGUGCAGAGAGAACCGCCAUCUCAAAAGCUGUAUCCGAAGGCUUUAGAGAUUUCAAAGCCAUAGCAAUAGCCAGCGAUUUGCGCGAACAGUUCAUCUCGCCCUGUGGUGGCUGCAGGCAAUUCAUGAGAGAGUUUGGGGCCAGCUGGGACGUGUACCUGUCCAAGCCGGAUGGCUCCUACAUGGAGAAGACUGUGGAAGAGCUGCUGCCGGAGUCAUUUGGCCCAGAGGACCUGAAGAUGAAGAGGGAGCAUUCCAUUCCUAAGGAUGUCGAACCAGCUACAAAAUGAAUGUGGAUGAACAAACAACUAGAAAAGAACAGCACAGGCUUUGGAACAGAUUAUCAAAGUCAAAUAAAAACAUUGUUGCCUGUGUCUUCAAUGAAAAAUGCUUUACUAGUGGCUGGACUUGCAUACCUCUGUACCACUACUGCUUCCGUGAUGCUGAAGACAGGAUGUGGAAAUGUGCAUUAUAAAUCCUGUUUGGCUUAGUGUAUUUCACAAGAAGUAAAUAUACAAAUUAAUAUUUACAUUUCUACUACCAUUUAAGAGAGAAAUCAGUUGUGUUUUGAAUAAACUGGAUACCAACCAAA